CAGAUAUCUACCCCAAGCGGUGUUUGGCACAUAAUUAUCAUUAUUUUGCAUACGAAUGUAAUUCUUAAAUGCUUGCUUUGGGGGCCACUAGCAUUCAGCAUCAAACUAGUACUUUCUCUUCGGGUAAGACUUUGAAAUCCAAAAUGGACUUUCAGAAAUGGGAAAUUAAAGACGAGGGAGAAGUACUUCACCAAGAAUAUUUUCCUUUACUUUGAAAAUUCAAUGAAGGGUAGCCGCACUGUUUAAAAAAGUCUACAGGGAAAAUGCAGCAGGAAUAUAUACUGAUGAUUGUUUUCCUUUGAAACUUGCACACCUUGACUCUAUAUAUAUAACCUGUGCUUGAAUGUAAGGAAGCAAAACCAACUAUAAAUCAAAAUGAAGCCAACUACCUUUCAAUCCAUUUGGAAAAAAAAGUAAACACCAUGGAGAAAUAUAAAUUGGGCCCCAAAAAAUCUUUCACACACUUAAGGGUAGAUACUGUUUGGCAAGGCAUCUUACAAAGACAUGGAUGUAUUUGUUGAAAAAAGGGACAAUUUUUAAACAGAAAAAAAUAUUUAAAAAUUUGGCUGCAUUCCAUCUCAGAACCAUAAAAUGACACCUGGGGAAGAGCAGAUUCAUUAUUAGUUGUGACUAUCCGUCAUCACUGGAAGCUUCUUUCUUUCAACACCAUCAGAAGAUUCAGAUAUAUCCCAGUGGGAAAUUUCCCAGUUGAGAGUUUCCGAGAGAUGUUUGAUACAGGCUGAUGUGAACCAAUGACAAAUGCUGUUUGGGGGUUGGCAAACUCCUAAGACACUGAGUUGGGGACCUGGUGGUGAACCUUACUGUCCUUUCAUUAUAGUCUUUUGUUUAUCCUUCUAUUUAAGAACACUGUGUACAGAAGUUGCUACUUCUAAGGAUGGAAGAAAAAAAUGGUGAUGCGAAGGCUUUUUGGAAGGAGCUUGAAGAUGGUGGAAAAGUGGACUUGAUAUUUGAGCAUGUACAAAGUAUACUACAGUCUCUGAAACAAAAGAUCAAGGAUGGAUCUGCCACGUAUCAAGAAUAUACCCAAGCAAUGAUCCUGGUAAAUGAAGCGAAGAGUAACAGUUUGCUGCAGAUAAAGGAUGGAGCACUUGAAAGGGACAAAGAACCCAGAAGUGAAGAAACAGCAUCUCCUGUAUUUAAUGAAGAGUCUGGUCCCCAGAUGCCUUCACCUUUAACCACAGAGGAUAAAGCAAAGUCAGCUGCAGUACCUGGAGUUUGCACUUCUGAAGAGAAAAAAUCCCCUUUAUAUUUGCCUUAUCAGAGUCAUAACUGCCAUAAAUGUCUGACUAAAAGACCGCUGAUCUCCUUCAAAGGGGAAAACCCACUUAAAAUACCCAUCCUAUGUCACUUCCAGAGGCGACAUGCAAAGACUAACUCUCAUUCUGCAAUACUUCACGUGAUUUACAAAACCCCUUGUCGUAGGAGUCUGCGAAACUUUCAGGAAGUCCAGCGUUACCUGCGUGAGAUCGAUUGCAAUUUUCUAAGUAUAGAUCAGUUUUCUUUCAACACCUACGUCCAACUCAAUAGGAGUAUCCUCAACCCAGAUGCAAUCGUUUCCGACUUUGAUGUCAGCAAGGGAGCUGAAUCCGUGCCCAUUUCCUUCUGUAAUGAAAUUGACAGCAGGAGGUUACCUCACUUCAAGUACAGAAAGAGCACGUGGCCACGUGGCUAUUAUCUAAACAACUUCUCUGGUGCAUUUACUGACUCUUGUGAUUGCUCAGAAGGCUGCACUGACAUAUCGAAAUGUGCUUGCCUUCAGCUGACAGCAAGAGGCCGCCCUGAAGGGUCUCCCUUUUCAAAUAAGAUGGAGCCUCCUGGGUAUCGAUAUAAACGACUGCAGAGACCUGUGCCUACUGGGGUGUUCGAAUGCAGUCUGCUAUGCAAAUGCAGCCGCUGGACCUGUCAGAACAGAGUUGUGCAGCAUGGCCUUCAGGUGCGGCUACAGGUGUUCAAUGCGGAGAAGAAAGGCUGGGGGGUCCGCUGCCUAGAUGACAUUGACAAGGGAACAUUUGUCUGCACUUAUUCAGGCAGGUUACUAAGCAGAGCGUGUCUGGAGAAAAGCAGUUGUGCCCAGCAGGAUGAUUCUUUGAAAAGUAACAGCUCCAUGCCACUUUCAAAGCAAAGGAAGAUAGAAGUUGCCUGUUCAGAUUCUGAGGGGAAGUUUGUCAAAACUAGAAAGGAUAUCUCUGGCAACACUGAGAAUCAGGAAUGCCUCCUCCCAACCAAUGGUGACCCAGAAGACCGUGUGAAGGAUCUGAAGUAUGGAUAUAAUCCAAGGAAUCGAAGUCAUCCAGGCAUUAGAAGGCCUCAGUCGAAAACAGCUAUUCUUCAGAGUCACAGAAAAAAACUGGGACUUGCAGUUCUGGAAUUUAGUGUGAGCUCAGAAGAAGAAGAAGAAGGAGGAAGAGUUGGUGGAACUCAUUCUAUCAAAAUUAAACUAAGCCCCAAAACAGAGAAAACAGAACCAAGCUCUGAUUCUGUGGAAGGUUUUAAAGAUGACCUGCUGAGCAAAUCGAAUGUGGUGGAUGCCUCCAGUCUGAAAGAGGAGACUCCAGUGGAGAAUGUAUGCGAACAAGUGACUGAAAUUGUUGAGGACCAAGAGGACCAAGAUGAAAAAAACUUGGAGAGUCCAAAUCCAGGGGCCUUUGGUAGUGAAAAAUUUCCGUCUGAAACCCAGAAGGAUUUUUUGAAGACAUUUAAUAAAGAAGGCACUUAUUUAUUGGAUGCCACAAAAGAAGGAAAUAUAGGGCGUUUCCUUAACCAUAGCUGUUGCCCCAAUCUCUUUGUGCAGAAUGUUUUUGUGGAGACACACGAUAGAAAUUUCCCAUGGGUGGCAUUUUUCACAAACAGACAUGUGAAGGCUGGAACCGAAUUAACUUGGGAUUAUGGUUAUGAAGCCGGAAGCACCCCAGAGAGAGAGGUCCCAUGUCUCUGUGGAUUUCAGAAAUCGAGCACUCACCCCAGAGACGACUGCACUCAACUCAUUCCUGAUCGAUCAGUGCGAAGAACUGUUUUUGAGCACAUGGGCAAGUAUAACAGAAUCAAGUCACACAUUCCCUGGCCUCAAGAAACUUACCAAUCGAAUGGGGGAUACGGAAGAAGAUCAAGGUUUUAGCGGGAAGUAGUACAAGUAUAUCAGGAAAGAUUAGCUGAAUAAAUCAAAUUUAUUGAAAAAACAAAAAGAAAACUGUAAGUACCGAGGCUAGGGAUACAGUCUUACUGAUCCCUUGGGGGCAGGCAGCAAUGUGGGUGGAGACGAGAGGAACAGAGGAUCAGGGUUCAGUUGACAUGACCCUCAUUUAACUUCUCACUGUCCCUUGUAAGAGGGGCUCCACACCUACGCCUCACUCUGCGAGUAAAGACCCUAACCAUUUUGCAAGCUACCUUUUUAUACAAAGACCUGAGUUUCGGUCCUCCCUUUCCUACCCCUAGCUGGGUGCAGCCAACAUGCCCAGUGCCUUCCCCUCAACAGGUCAAGACUGUGAGCUUCUUGUAGGCAGGGAAUGCAUCUACCAACUCUGUUAUACUGUGCCCUUCCAAGUUCUUUGGUACAGUGCUCUGCACCCAAGUGCUCAAUAAAUACUAUUGAUUCCCUGUCUCUGCCCCUCCUCUUACCUUAAUUUCCUCCUUGUUUCUUUAUGCAGUUGUCAAUCACUCCUCCCCCACUAUGGAGUUGGCAUCAUUGAGCCUUCCCUGGCUGUACUUAUGUUGGGUUCAUAUCUGUUAAAUCCAGGGAAGGCUCCUUUGUCUUAAAGUCUCCUUUACCAUCAGGAUGGACUUUUCUAUGGUGUUUUGAGUUAGUUUCCUGUUUUCUGUCCCUAAGUCACCUUUGGAAAUGUUUUUAAUUGCCUAUAGGAAUGAUAAGCCUGGUGUGGGCAAGGCCUGUCUCUCUUUAUUGCCGAACUGUACUUCCCAAGCGCUUAGUACAGUGCUCUGUCCACAGUAAGCGCUCAAUAAAUAUGAUUGAAUAAAUGAAUCUAAAUCCCAUAGGAAUUUACUGGAAUGGGGCAAUCCUCUCAUCAUCAAAUGGGUCAGUGUUGGGUUGAUGUGACUGGUGUGUUAUGAAUUAAUUAGGGAAGGCUUCAAUCAGUUUUUUAUUGACUGUCUACUGGGUGCAGAGUGCUUGGAAAAGUACAGUUAACCCAGUAGGCCGAUCUUUGCCCCGAAAGAGCAUACAGGCUUCCUGGAAGAGGUGGAUGUUAGAAGGACUUUGAAAAUGAGAACUGUGUUUGGAUUUUGGGGGAAAGAAAAUUCCAGUCUGGGAGAACAGGACAAGCGAGAGGUAGGAGGCAGGAGAGUUGAGAGAGACAUCUAGAAGUUGAGUUUGGAAGAGGAGCAAAGAAUAUGAGCUGAAGAGUUGUCAGGGGAGAGAACCUACUUGUAAAGUGGAAAAAGCUUGAGAGAAGCAUGGGGAUUUUUAAAAAAUGUUAGUUUGCUUAAAAGUGAAUCCCAGUUUACUAAAGUGACCAAGAAUUAUGUGAAGCAAUGACAAAACAAUAAGGGAAUUUUGCAUAUCUAUUCUGUUCCUUUAUCCUCAUGAACAUGGAACCAGGAACAGAGGGGGAAGAGAUUGAUUUUUCUGUUAGGAAUAUUUAUGUGUUUUGAGGUGUCAUACUCAGAAGACUUAUUUUUUGUGGCAUGCUGUUGCAGCUAUGUUGUUUUUUGUUUCUUUACCAAAAGUGACCUCCCCUUUUUCCAAACCUAGAAAGCUAUGAAGCCCUUCUGAAAAUUAGAAAGCUGGAUAUUUCUAACCUUUUGGAAUUUUAUUUAUUUUUUUUGGACUGUUUUUAUUGAGAGAUAUGAGACAGUCUCAGUCUAAGGAACCAGAAUUCUUAUGUUUAUCCUCUGCAGAUUAAACAUGCAAAAAGAUUAGAA
This is a messenger RNA of Ornithorhynchus anatinus (platypus), 4896 nucleotides long. It is a transcript of the gene SETDB2, whose product is annotated as SET domain bifurcated histone lysine methyltransferase 2. The coding region runs from base 896 to 3136 and encodes 746 amino acids. Gene Ontology annotation, molecular function: zinc ion binding; DNA binding; histone H3K9 methyltransferase activity. Gene Ontology annotation, biological process: negative regulation of gene expression; heterochromatin organization. Lineage: Eukaryota; Metazoa; Chordata; Mammalia; Monotremata; Ornithorhynchidae. Gene Ontology annotation, cellular component: nucleus. The transcript is spliced from 15 exons. The record is from RefSeq and is a predicted model, not a curated record.